AUGCGAGCUUCUUGGUGGAUCGGGAUCUGGGCUACAUUCCUUCCCCCAGUGUUCUCGAUAGAUACUGUACCUUUCUCUGCGCCUGAGCAUGUUGAAUCCAAACGGGCCUUUGAAGUACUGCAAAUCCUAAGACGCUCGAUCGACAACUGCCCGAGCGGAUAUAACCCAUGCACCAGCCUGGGCAACUCAGACGCCUGUUGCAUACAGGGCACGAACUGCUCACGCGAUUCAGCCAACAACAUCGCCUGUUGUCCGACAGGGGCUAAAUGUACAGGUAUCCUGAGUGGCACAUCAACAAGCGGAGCCUCAGAGACGGGCACCAGCUUUAUAUUCCCGAAUGGCGCAACGGCAACGACCACGGCCGCUGGUUCAGAGAGCUCCACGGCCUCGACCGUGUCUGGAGCCUACCCAUUUAUCUACGUACCAACAACUUUCUCCAACCCUGCAGCCUGCUCUUCAUACUACUCGCUCUGUCAGUCCGAGUAUGCGCAGUGCACCGGGGACUUGAUGGGCCGCUACCAAGUGACGGUAGGUGGAGGCGGGGCUGGCGUGACGGUAGAGGCGGUCACUGCAUCGUCGCAGGCCACAUCCAUCUGCUCGAGCCUGAGCGCAAAUGCCUGCCAUGGACUCAGUCUGGGCUAUUGUGCUUCAGUGGCGACGGCUACGGCGGACACCGCCAGUGGGAAUGUAGCUAGAUCGAGUCGGACGACAAGUCUGCAGGAUUUGAUCUUUGGCUUAGCUGUGGGGGUAGCGGGUGUGUUUAUCUGA
Penicillium maclennaniae is the source of this 768-nucleotide messenger RNA. RefSeq lists its product as uncharacterized. The coding region runs from base 1 to 768 and encodes 255 amino acids. NCBI's taxonomy places the organism in Eukaryota, Fungi, Ascomycota, Eurotiomycetes, Eurotiales, Aspergillaceae. The record is from RefSeq and is a predicted model, not a curated record. The transcript has a single exon.